Molecule: messenger RNA, 914 nt
Organism: Spea bombifrons (plains spadefoot toad)
Lineage: Eukaryota; Metazoa; Chordata; Amphibia; Anura; Pelobatidae
Gene: BHLHE23
Product: basic helix-loop-helix family member e23
Exons: 1
Coding region: 56-733 (225 amino acids)
Molecular function (GO): protein dimerization activity
Source: RefSeq, a predicted model, not a curated record
CCUUGGCUGCACAACCUUCGGCACAGAGGAACCGAGACACCCGUCUGAUGUGUCAAUGAGUUUCGGGGAGGGAGCUGGUCACUUCCCAGCCAUGUCUGAGCUGAAGUCCAGCAAUGCCUACCUGUCCCUGAGCCCCAGCUACUCGCAGAGCCUCUACGGAGCUCUCCGUGGUGCGGAAAGUGCCAGGGGCUUCCCGGGGCCGCCAACCAUGGACUUUAACCCCAGCUCCAGGAACAAGUCGGCAGACAGCAGCGACGAGCACAGCGGGGAUGAUGAGGACAGCUUCGACCCAACCAAGACCAGCUCGUCAUACGAUAACGACCUGAAACUGAAUGGAAAAAAGCCCAAGGAGCAGCGCUCCCUGAGACUGAGCAUCAAUGCCCGGGAGAGGAGGAGGAUGCAUGACCUAAACGAUGCCCUGGAUGGCCUCAGGUCCGUCAUUCCCUAUGCCCACAGCCCAUCAGUCAGAAAACUUUCCAAAAUAGCCACCCUGCUCCUAGCCAAGAACUACAUCCUCAUGCAAGCCCAGGCGCUGGAGGAGAUGAGAAGGCUGGUGGCAUAUUUAAACCAAGGGCAGAACCUUAGCAGCUCUCUGACCAGCACCCUGGCACCCUUUGGACAGUCCCCUGUCUACCCCUAUCCUGGGGCCACUGUCCCCGGCUCUUCGGAUAAAUGUUCUGCCUUCCCUGCUGGCACAUCCGGCCUCUGCAAGCAUUGUACAGACAAACCAUGAUGGACCUUCUCAGAUGCCCACUGAAAUUGGAGGACUUGUGAACCUGGACACUCAACCUCCAUCAUCGUCUCCAUCGUCUUCUCCAGCACAAGGUCCAAUCUUACUUUUUGUCCGGACCAUAAUCAGCUAAAAUAUUUUUCUCAACCAGCUCAAGAUGUCCUCUUCUUCAGGAGUAAGGUCC